GUGUGAACAUGUCACAAAGUAAAAUGCACUCAGUCUGAAUAAAAUCUCAUGAUAUCUUCAGUUAUAAAAUGAAGCAAUAACUUAUUUUGAUGGAGCUAAUGAAAUGAGCACUUGAUAUUUUUUGGGAAUAUAUGAUUAAAAAAACUGAAACAAUAUUGUUAGAAUGUUUAGUUGGAUGCUCAGAAUUUAACAUAAGACAACUUUUCUUAAAAUCCUGACAGUGUUCACUAAAUGUGAAACAAGUGCCUAUGUAUUUUUUUUUUGUUGAUGACAGGCCAACGCCAAAGGAACAAAAUUGGCAGUUGUGUAAGUGGCCAGUGUGUGCAGGCAACACUGAACCAUGUAAAGCGGGUGAGCCACACUGGCCACCUUCACCACAAGAUUAUCCUGCUGGUGGGGACCAACGAUGUGUUGGUGGGGACUGAACAGCUCAAGCUGAGGACGGUCGUCAGGAUGCUUCUCCGGUUCCUGACCAUCAGGAGUCGAAGGAGUGUCCUUGUAUGUACAAUUCCCCCAUUUCCUAGACUUUGGAAGUGCCCGAUGAGGAGGCGCAAAAUUCUCAAUUUGAAUCAUUUCUUGGAAAAGGAUGUUGUGGCCAUCAAUAGAUAAAUUUGCUACGACAGAACCCAA
This is a messenger RNA of Bacillus rossius redtenbacheri, 630 nucleotides long. RefSeq lists its product as uncharacterized. Bases 268 to 609 code for a protein of 113 amino acids. The transcript has 2 exons. Lineage: Eukaryota; Metazoa; Arthropoda; Insecta; Phasmatodea; Bacillidae. The record is from RefSeq and is a predicted model, not a curated record.